This is a messenger RNA of Gigantopelta aegis, 4533 nucleotides long. RefSeq names its product ribosomal protein S6 kinase 2 alpha-like. The transcript has 21 exons. NCBI's taxonomy places the organism in Eukaryota, Metazoa, Mollusca, Gastropoda, Neomphalida, Peltospiridae. Gene Ontology annotation, biological process: intracellular signal transduction; protein phosphorylation. Gene Ontology annotation, molecular function: ATP binding; ribosomal protein S6 kinase activity; magnesium ion binding. The coding region runs from base 88 to 2283 and encodes 731 amino acids. The record is from RefSeq and is a predicted model, not a curated record.
UCUUGGUCGGCUUUAGGGUCGAAACAUUACUUAGAACAUUGACAAUUUCUGUUAAAUUCGUUCAAGAUUCCUCUCUUCAAUCCGACAAUGCCGCUGGCUCAGUUAGCGGAUCCCUGGAGGCGGAUGGAAGUUGCCCAAGAUGCGGAGGCUGGAAGUACAGAAGAUAUGCUGGUUGAUGAUCAGAAUGACGAUUGGGAGACUGAGCUAGAACUGACUACAGUCACCAAAGAAGGUGUGACAGCUGACCCAUCCAAUUUUGAACUGCUGAAAGUCCUUGGGCAAGGCUCGUUUGGAAAGGUCUUCCUUGUUAGAAAGAUAAAUGGAAAAGACAAAGGCACACUCUAUGCUAUGAAGGUUCUCAAAAAAGCUACUUUAAAAGUUCGUGACCGACAGAGAACAAAAAUGGAACGAGAUAUACUUGCUGAUGUCAACCAUCCAUUUAUUGUAAAGUUACACUAUGCAUUUCAGACAGAGGGCAAGCUGUACUUAAUCUUAGAAUUUCUCCGAGGGGGUGAUUUGUUUACAAGGCUGUCAAAAGAGGUGAUGUUUACAGAAGAAGAUGUAAAGUUUUAUCUUGCUGAGUUGGCUCUGGCUCUGGAUCAUCUCCACAGUCUAGGAAUUAUCUACCGGGACCUCAAACCAGAGAAUAUUUUGUUGGAUACAGAAGGGCACAUAAAGUUGACAGAUUUCGGUCUCAGCAAAGAAUCAAUAUUUGAGGAGAAGAAGACGUAUUCGUUCUGUGGUACAGUCGAGUACAUGGCUCCUGAGGUUGUUAAUCGGAAAGGUCAUGGAACAGCAGCUGAUUGGUGGUCCUAUGGAGUUCUUAUGUUUGAAAUGCUGACAGGUGCCCUACCUUUCCAAGGAUCUAAUAGGAAAGAAACCAUGACACAAAUUCUGAAAGCAAAGUUGGGAAUGCCACAGUUUUUAAGUCCGGAGGCACAGAGUUUGUUAAGAGCUUUAUUUAAAAGAAAUCCAGUCAACAGGUUUGGGUCAUUACCUGAUGGAGUCGAGGACAUGAAGAAACACCCUUUCUUUUCCACCAUAGACUGGGAGACCCUGUACAAACGACAGAUUACACCACCAUUCAAACCAGCUGUGGUACAGACAGACGAAGUCUUCUACUUCGAUCAGGAGUUCACAAACCGUACACCAAAAGAUUCCCCUGGGGUUCCACCCAGCGCGACAGCUCACGAACUCUUCAGGGGAUUCAGUUUUGUUGCACCGGCCUUGUUAGGCGCCGAUCAAAGAGCAAAAAAUCCACUCGAUAACAAAAUCAGCCUCGCAAAGCUUCCAGGUGUGAAAACGACAUCAUUUUCUGAUGAAUAUGAACUCAAAGAGGAUAUUGGAGUUGGAUCCUAUUCCAUAUGUAAGAGAUGUGUACAUAAGAAUUCUGGUUUAAGUUAUGCAGUGAAGAUUAUGGACAAAAUGAAAAGGGAUCCAUCAGAAGAAGUGGAGAUCUUACUUCGGUUUGGUCAUCAUCCAAAUAUUAUCACUCUCCGAGAUGUGUUUGACAUUGGGAACAAAGUGUAUAUGGUAACAGAGCUGAUGAAAGGUGGAGAGCUUUUGGAUAAAAUUCUACGGCAAAAGUUUUUUUCUGAAAGAGAAGCCAGUGCUGUUUUGCAGAUUGUCACAAAAACUGUUGAAUACCUACAUUCUAAUGGGGUAGUUCACCGUGACUUAAAGCCUUCCAAUAUUUUAUACACUGAGGACAGUGGCUCCCCAGAAAGCUUAAGAAUAUGUGACUUUGGCUUUGCAAAGCAGCUGCGAGCAGAUAAUGGUCUUCUGAUGACACCGUGCUAUACAGCAAACUUUGUCGCACCUGAGGUAUUGAAGCGACAGGGAUACGACGCGGCUUGUGAUAUCUGGAGUCUCGGAGUGCUGUUGUACACCAUGUUGGCUGGCCACACCCCAUUUGCAAAUGGACCUAACGACACUCCCAGUGACAUUCUGGCAAGAAUUGGAGAAGGAAAGUUCACUCUGGCGGGAGGGAACUGGGAUUCUGUAUCAUCUGCUGCUAAGGAUUUGGUGACACGGAUGCUUCACGUUGAUCCUCAUAAUCGUCUGACUGCGGCACAAGUUCUAAACAACCCCUGGAUCGCGCAGCGUGAUAACUUACCACAUUUGCGACUGCACCUCCAAGAUGCACAGACCGUUAAGGGUGCAAUGGCAGCUACCUUCAAAGCACUCAACAAUGCACCAAAACCAGUGUUGGAACCAGUGGGGGCAUCACGUCUCGCUCAACGGCGAGGCAAGAAUCGGCCAAAAAGUUCAACCGCUGUAUAACUGUUAUCUACUUUUGUAAAAAAAAACCAAAAAAAACACAACAAAUAUAUAUAUAUAUAUAUAUAUAUAAAUAUGGAUGUUUAGUACAUAUUCGAGUCUAUAAUCAAGUUAGCCGAAUCUCAGCUGAGUUACAAAGCAGACCAGUAAGACUUGUCUAUCACACUGACUGUACAGCUGAGAGUAGAGAACAGUCUGGUACAGGUUUCUUGUUUAUCAUUACACUGUAUGUUAUGUUAACAAAGCAUGUGACUCUGAGCUGCUAAUCUGACAACUGACCUUUGACACGUCGAAGCAUAUAAUGAAAUUACAUAAUACAAUACAGUUCUAAAUAUAUUUUCAGAACCUUCGUUUGCUCUAAAUCUGUAUAUCCACAUAUUGUAAUUUUAGGAACAUACUGUCAACUGGCAUGACAAAGUUGGCCAACUCUACAGUUGCAUUGAAAUUUUCCCAACUGCCAUCUUACGAUGGGUGCGCUAAGAUUUACAACUAAUCGGUUGUAGAUGUAUUAUACGAUGAAAGUCUAGUUGUGAGAGCGCCGAGACUAGCAAACUGGACAAGUCGUGAGAGCAGAAAGUUGGCCAACUUUGUCAUGGUAGUUGGUAGUAUGUACUUAGCAUACGUCUGUAGUAGCAUUGAUGAAAUAUGAAACCAACUCGUAGCUGGAAUUGCUAACCAUCUUAGGAAAGUAAAAUUGGUAUCCCAUGCAGAUUCUACGAGAUGUUCAGCUUCUCCGAGUUAGGGUCUAUGCUUUAAAUCAAAUUAGUUACUGUGAUUUCUGCUAAUCAAAUGACAUAGCAUAUGAACAUUCAUAGAAAUUGUCCUGUGGUGCAUAAUGUGUGUGUUAUGUGGUCUCGGAGUAUGAAACAUGAUGGCUGCUUCAUUCUAUUUUAUAUCCAUAUUGAGUUGAAUUCUAUUUGAAAUAUUUUUCUAAUAUAUAGUACACAUGAUAAGAAAUGAUCUUUCAGAGAUGUAUGUUUAAAAAGCGUUGUUACGUUUUGGUUGUUGUAGCUGAUUUUGUACAUAGGCUGUACAUAAUUUGAGCAUAUAUUUGUACUUGUACUACAUAUGAAAGACAAAACGCUCAUUUAUUGGUCAGAUUGAUAUUUUGUGUUUAGCUCAAUGUCAAGUUUUUGAGUUGAGCUUGUGUAAUGGUCAUGCAUCUAAUGUCUUUACAUUUCUCGUUGCAAGCUGCAUUUCUGUGAAAUCUGCCAGGAAAUAACAUCCAGGGUACAGAUUUUUGAAGAUAUCUUAGCGCUAUGAUAUCAUAAGACUGUUCUAGCUAUGAUAGCUUACAAUGAUUUUACAAUAUCGUAGCGUUAAGAUAGCUUCCAAAAUCUGUAGCCAGAUUAAUGUUGAUGGAUGUGUUUUGGGGUGGGGGUGAGGGGGUUACCAAUCUUCUAUUAAGAUCCUGACCAAAUGUUAGCAAAGUUUGAACCGUCAUUGCCAAAUUCCCAGAAUUAGACUGAAGUUUAAUUUGGCAAAUGUACCCACUAAAUUGAACAACACGGUUUUACUAAUCUUCUACUCUUUAAAAUUUUGGCUAGAUGUUAGCAAAGUUUGAACUGCCGUUGCCAAAUUCCCAGAUUUAAACUUCAGUUUAAUUUGGCAAAGGUACAUAAUAACUUUACCAAUAAAAGGUUAAUUGAGAAUGAGUAUGUUAAAAAAAAAAUUAUGUUGCAUUCUGUUGGAAUUUGUACACCAAGACAAAAAUUUUAAAAUUGUGAACAAUAUUUUGUGUCCAGUUUAAACCCAUGAACCCUGUGUUGAGACUGCCAUGACUGUUUUUCAGUAUGUCUAAACCAGUGUACCAGAGUUGUGUUUGUACCGAAACCUACUAACUACGACUAAAGGAAAUUGUCCCUUCAGCUCAGUUGGUAAAGCGGUUGACCUUCAGACAGGUUCCCUGGUUCAAAUCUCCUCAGUGGAGCUUCAGUGACUUGUUACAGGUUGUGUGAAUAGAAAUAGUUAGAUCUGUGUGUAACGUUUUACAUGGUACCCUGCCACACUAAUAACCUAUCCAACCAGAAUUUUGCUUUCGGUUUAAUACCUGUUUACUAUAACCAUUUUAUUAAUGACCAUUUAUGCCGAGUCAUUGUUGACGAACUCAUUUGUAUUUAAUUUUGGGAAAUUUAUUUAUAUAGGCCUGGCAGUUUUUAAUCAUGAUAUACAUGUUUUUGGAAACUGUGUCAAUGCUCAUUAAUUAAAUUUGUUAGUAUUUGGCAUCAUUGAUUAUAAUAUUAAUAUACUGUA